Messenger RNA from Pseudophryne corroboree (corroboree frog), 2842 nucleotides. Its product is annotated as cadherin-related family member 3-like. The transcript is spliced from 20 exons. Gene Ontology annotation, cellular component: plasma membrane. NCBI's taxonomy places the organism in Eukaryota, Metazoa, Chordata, Amphibia, Anura, Myobatrachidae. The coding region runs from base 94 to 2694 and encodes 866 amino acids. Gene Ontology annotation, molecular function: calcium ion binding. The record is from RefSeq and is a predicted model, not a curated record. Gene Ontology annotation, biological process: homophilic cell-cell adhesion.
UCCAGCCCGAGCACCGCUAAGCAGGAAGAGGCAGCCGCUGCGGAAGAGAGCAGGAGAUAUCACCCGCCUCUGACCCUCCACAGCGCGGCCGCGAUGAUAGGCGGGCAUUCCCUCAGCGGGCACCAGCAUUGUAUAGACCCAUCGCAGACGUCUGCACCGCACACUAAAAGGAUGAACCUACUUCUGGCAUCACUACUUUUCAGCAUUUUUCAAGUGCUCUCCGCUGCACCAAGACUGUUUCUGCCUAACAACGUGACUCUCCCUGAAAAUGCCCCGCAAAGUACACUGGUAGCCCGGAUGUCUGCCACAGCUGGUCCAUUUGAUGAAAUUGCUGGAGCACCUUAUAUAGUGAAUUCCAAUCCGGUGGUGCAUCCGUUCAUCAUUAUUCCAAAAGCUGACAAAAAUUGGGAGUUAAUAACAACUAGCACGCCCAAGCUGAACUUUGAAGCGGUCCCACUGUACACUCUGCAAAUCCUCAUUAAAGACAGUAAAGGGACAACAGCGACUUCAUCCAUUGUCAUUGAGAUUUCAAAGGUCAACAAAGCCCCAGUCUUCACUGGAACCCUGGCUGAAAGAGAUGCGGAGGUUUAUAUUGCUGAAAACACCAUCAUUUCCACAGUCAUUUACAAAGUGGCAGCCAAGGACCCGGAUAAUGACGUAUUGCGGUACUCUGUGAUAACUUCUCCAGGAAACACAGGAUUUCAGAUCGACAACACGGGAACAAUCACAACUACGCAGACAUUUGAUUAUGAAAGUAACAUAAAAAGCUAUACAAUAGCGGUGACUAUAAGUGAUGGUACUCUUUCAAACUCUGCAAAUAUAAAGGUCUACAUCAACAAUGUGAACGACAAUGACCCAACACUGACUUGCAUUUUUUCCAGUAUCGUUACAAGUGGGAUUACAACACAGACAGAAACAUCUGGAAACACAGUGCAAAUUAAACUGGAUGAGGAGCUUCCAGUUGGAACAACAGUGAACACCUGCACAGGUUUUGACGCAGACCAAAUGAAUGAUCUCACUUUUCUGUUGGACCCUGGAAAUACCUACUUUACAAUUCACAAAGAGACAGGAACAGUAAUAAUCAUUUCCAAGAUGGACAGCGAGGCGUUCGGCUUUGUCAGCGUUCAGUCCUAUACUGUGAAAGUAUGUGACAGGGACAAUAAGUGCGCCUCCAUCUUAGCGACAGCAGAAAUACUCCCAAUUAAUGAUAACCCUCCUUUCUGUACUCCGUAUUUGUACUGGUUUACAGAACCAGAGCCCAUUGCAGAUAACACAAUUGUCGCAACCUUGAAUUGUCAUGAUCCAGAUGUCCCACCAGAUGCUCUGGAAUAUCGCCCGCAGGGUGGGCCGCUUGGGGCAGGUAGACUUUUCAAGCAGAUGGUGGACAGUCCAAAUGUUAUACAGGUCAGUGGUAAUCUGGUGUACGAUACAGACCCAGUGACAACGUAUGAGAUGAUGGUAGCAGUGUCGGACUCACCGAACACACCACACACAGUAACUGCAACUAUAAUCGUGUCUGUGACUCCAGUGAACAACUUUGAUCCAGUGUUUGAUCCGACUACGUACACUUUCACUGUGCGGGAAUCAUCUAAAGCUGACACCAAAGUUGGACAAGUGACUGCUACAGAUAAAGAUCGCCCAAGCUGCAUAACGUAUAAUAUACGCGACGGCAACACUGGAGUUAUUGAUUUAUUUUGGAUAAACCCAAAGUCUGGAAGCAUUCAAUUAGUGACCCGGCUAGAUUAUGAGGUUCAGCCAUCACACACGUUGACUAUUGAGGCUACAGACUGUGACCCCAUCAAACCUCGUACAGCUCUGGCAACAGUCAAAAUUGAGGUAAUAGAAGAGAAUGACGAGGCCCCGGUGUGCAGGCCAUCCAGGUACACUGCUGUCAUCUACGACAAUAUCACCUCUGGGGUAAAUAUCAACAACUUCAGACUCAACUGCAAAGACAGAGACUCGGAAGACUCUUCCAUGCGCUUUCACAUAACAGGAAACAUGAAUAACCACUUUGCUUUUGAUCCCACUCACGGCUCCCACAAUCCUAAACUCAUUGUGAAAACCCCUUUUGAUUUUGACAAUGGAGCAGAUAAUCAACAGAAAUACAACCUGGUGGUCCAUAUAAUCGAUGACAAUGUUAAGAAUGUCUCGAUUAAAAAUCCGCAGACAGGAACAGCAAUGAUAAUGAUAAGGGUAAUAAGAACCAAUACACCGCCCCCACCUACAACGGACUACUAUAAGAGAAGAGGGCUAACAAUAGUAGACAAAGAAGUCAACACAUAUGAUUCUUCUGCCUGGUAUGUGCCCUUCCUCCUGACCCUAUUGGGAUUGUUCCUUGCUGCUCUGAUUGGCUGGUCAUUCCACCUUCUAUGGAAAUACACCAACAUAAAAACACUGUGCCAGGGUGCUAGAAACAGGAUGCCCAAAAAGAGGGUGAAUACUUACAAGGCAGGAACUAAGAAGGAGAAGGUGGAAGUGAUAACGGAAACAACAACCUAUGAAACGGUUUUUGAUGGUGCGGCUGUGGACCCAGUCACCGGGAACACAUACGAGUACAACACGAAGUCCGGAGCUAGACGGUGGAUGCCCGAUCAAGGCAAGGGAGACAAUGUGAAACUUUCAGAUAUUUCUACCGUGUCCGAAACCCUGGGGCCAAACAUUCCAUCUGCCCCGCCUACCUUAGGGGCAAGCUAACUGGACAGAAAGUGGACAUCUAUUUUAAGAUCAUCUGAUAACAUAUAAUGGAUAAUCCAAAUUGGUUAUUUUUAGAGAUGAGCGGAUUCGGUUUUACUCGGAUUUACUCGGUUCUCAAAACGGCAUCUUAUUGGCUCACGGAUUUUGG